Molecule: messenger RNA, 9172 nt
Organism: Equus caballus (horse)
Lineage: Eukaryota; Metazoa; Chordata; Mammalia; Perissodactyla; Equidae
Gene: RAPH1
Product: Ras association (RalGDS/AF-6) and pleckstrin homology domains 1
Biological process (GO): signal transduction
Cellular component (GO): cytosol; plasma membrane
Source: RefSeq, a predicted model, not a curated record
GGCGGCGGCUGCCCAACGCGGGCCGUGCGCCGGCCGCGGCCGCCGGAGGACGAGGCGCCGCCGCGAUGGAGCAGCUAUCAGAUGAAGAAAUUGACCAUGGAGCUGAAGAAGACAGUGACAAGGAAGAUCAGGACCUGGACAAAAUGUUUGGAGCCUGGCUGGGGGAGCUGGACAAGCUCACUCAGAGUUUGGAUUCUGACAAGCCCAUGGAACCAGUAAAAAGAUCUCCUCUUCGCCAGGAAACAAACAUGGCCAAUUUUUCUUAUCGCUUCUCCAUAUACAACUUGAAUGAAGCUCUGAAUCAGGGAGAAACUGUGGAUCUGGAUGCCCUGAUGGCUGAUCUUUGCUCAAUAGAGCAGGAGCUCAGCAGUAUCGGCGCAGGAAAUAGUAAGCGUCAAAUCACAGAAACAAAAGCCACUCAGAAGUUACCUCCUAGCCGACAUACAUCAAAACAUGGCACCUUGAAAGGACUGUCUUCUUCGUCUAAUAGGAUAACUAAACCAUCGCAUGCCAACUACUCCCUGGAUGACAUCACUGCACAGCUAGAACAGGCCUCCUUAAGCAUGGAUGAGGCUGCCCAGCAAUCUGUACUAGAAGAUGCUAAACCCUUAGUAACCAAUCAGCACAGACGAACAGCAUCUGCAGGCACAGUGAGUGAUGCUGAAGCACGCUCUGUUAGUAACUCCUCUCGUUCCAGCAUCACUUCUGCAGCCUCCAGCAUGGACUCUUUGGAUAUCGAUAAAGUAGCGCGCCCUCAAGAGCUGGAUUUGACACAUCAGGGGCAGCCAAUUACUGAAGAAGAACAGGCUGCAAAAUUGAAAGCUGAGAAGAUCAGAGUUGCCCUAGAGAAGAUUAAAGAGGCACAAGUGAAAAAGCUGGUGAUUAGAGUCCACAUGUCUGACGAUAGUUCUAAGACAAUGAUGGUGGAUGAGAGGCAGACAGUGAGACAAGUCCUGGAUAACCUGAUGGACAAAUCCCACUGCGGGUAUAGUUCAGACUGGUCGCUGGUGGAAACCAUCUCUGAGUUACAAAUGGAGAGAAUUUUUGAAGACCAUGAAAACUUGGUUGAAAAUCUUCUUAAUUGGACGAGAGAUAGCCAAAACAAGCUUAUAUUUAUGGAGCGUAUAGAAAAAUAUGCACUUUUCAAAAACCCACAGAAUUAUCUUCUCGGGAAAAAGGAAACAGCUGAGAUGGCAGAUAGAAACAAAGAAGUGCUUUUGGAGGAAUGUUUCUGUGGAAGUUCUGUAACUGUACCAGAAAUCGAAGGCGUCCUGUGGUUGAAGGAUGAUGGCAAGAAGUCCUGGAAGAAGCGCUAUUUUCUCCUGCGAGCGUCUGGGAUCUACUAUGUCCCAAAAGGGAAAGCAAAGGUGUCUCGGGAUCUGGUGUGCUUUCUCCAGCUGGACCAUGUCAAUGUUUACUAUGGACAAGACUAUCGGAACAAGUACAAAGCUCCUACAGACUAUUGCCUAGUGCUGAAGCACCCACAGAUCCAGAAGAAGUCUCAGUACAUCAAAUACCUUUGUUGUGAUGAUGUGAGGACCCUGCACCAGUGGGUCAAUGGCAUCCGCAUUGCAAAGUACGGGAAGCAGCUCUACAUGAACUAUCAGGAUGCCGUGAAGAGGACAGAGUCAGCUUAUGAUUGGACUUCCUUAUCCAGCUCCAGCAUCAAAUCAGGAUCCAGUUCCUCCAGCAUCCCAGAGUCUCAGUCGAACCACUCGAAUCAGUCUGAUAGUGGUGUGUCUGACACGCAGCCGGCAGGCCACGCCCGCUCCCAGAGCAUCGUGAGCUCCGCCUUCUCUGAGGCCUGGAAGCGAGGCACACAGUUGGAAGAGUCCAGCAAGGCCAGAAUGGAGUCCAUGAAUAGGCCCUACACUUCACUGAUGCCCCCUUUGUCCCCACAGCCUAAGCUGGUCACCCCCUACACUGCUUCCCAGCCUUCGCCGCCUCUCCCGCCCCCGCCCCCUCCACCGCCCCCACCCCCACCCCCGCCUCCCCCACCGCCCCCGCCGCUGCCCAGCCAGUCGGCACCGUCGGCCAGCUCAGCGGCUCCAGUGUUUGUCAAGUACAGCACGAUAACCAGGCUGCAGAACGCGGCUCAGCAUCCGGGGCCCCUGUUUAAGCCGCCCCCGGCCUCCACCGCACAGUCGGGAAAGCCUCAGAUCCUGGUGCCCCCCAGCGGUGUGGUCCCCGCCCCCACCCCCGCCCCGCCCCCCACGCCUGGCUCGGCCAUGGCCCAGCUGAGACCCGCGCCCUGCGCCCCCGCCCCGCCCCUGAAGAUUCAUCACCUUCAGCACGGUACUCCAGCGGCUCCUCCGACACCCCCGCCACCACCUCCCAUUCCUGCACCCCUCCCUCCCCAGGCUCCCCCCAAACCCCUUGUGACCGUGCCCCCACCAACCAGCACCAAGCCUGUGCCACCCUCUGCGACACAAGCUGUGCCACCCACACCUACUCCUCCAGUGCCCCCAGCAAAAAAGCAGCCCGUUUUUCCUGUUUCCCACGUGCCGCCCUCUCCCCCCGCCCCUCCUAGUCCAGUCCCCCCACCCACGCUGCCCAAGCAGCAGAGCUUCUGUGCAAAACCGCCUCCCUCCCCGCUGUCCCCGGGGCCCUCGGUCGUGAAGCAGAUCGCCAGCCAGUUCCCGCCCCCUCCCACCCCGCCUCCGGGGGAGCCGCCGGCCCCGAAGCCCACCUCCGCCAGUGCAGCCCCGCAGUCCCCUCCUGCUGUGAAAGCCAAACCCAAGUGGCAGCCCGGCGCGGUGCCUGUCCCGUCCCCGGACUUCCCGCCCCCUCCUCCCGAGAGCAGCCUGGUGUUCCCUCCCCCUCCUCCCCCGGCCCCGGCCCCGGCCCCGCCCCCGCCGCCGCCCGCAGCUUCGCCCGCCCCGGACAAGGACAAGAGCGGGUCCCCAGGCAGAAAGCCCGGCAAGACGGGCAGCCCGGGGGCCAAGAAGCCGCCCCCGACGCCGCAGCGCAACUCCAGCAUCAAGUCGAGCGGCUGCGCGGAGCAGCCCGAGCCCAGGAGGCCCUCGGUGGACAGUCUGGUCAGCAGGUUCGCGCCGCCUGCAGAGCCCUCGGGGUCUCCCGGCAGAGAGCCCCCGCCGCCCCCGGCCGCGCCCCCCAAGCCGGGGAAGCUCCACCUGCCCGGCGGCCCCCUGCCCGGGACCCUCCCGCAGGGGCCGGCGGCGGCGGCGCCCCUGCCGAGCGGGCGCGGGCGGGACCCCGGGGCGGAGUUCCCCUCCCCGCCCCCCGAGGCCGACUUCCCGCCGCCGCCGCCCGAGGGCGAGCUGCCCCCGCCCCCCGCCGACGUGCCGGCCGCCUUCCCCGGCAGCGCCUCGCCCAGGGUGGCGGUCGUCCCGCCGCAGCCGCAGCCGCAGCCGUGGGCCAAGGCGGCCGCGAGGAAGGCGCCCCCGCCCACGCGGCCCAAGCGCAACGACAGCACCCGCCUCACUCGCGCCGAGCCCGCCGCGCCCACCUCGCCCGGCUCCCCCAAGGCCGGCCUCGGCGUGCGGCCCGCCUUCCUGGCCGACCUCAGCCGGACCCUGCAGCGCAAGUCCGUCACGCGGCACGGUUCCCUGUCCUCCGCGCGCGCCGCCAGGCCCGAGCCCACGGCCACCAUGGACGACAUGGCGCUGCCGCCGCCGCCCCCGGAGCUGCUGUCCGAGCCGCAGAAGGCUGCCUACGGCGGCGGCCACCUAGCGGGCUACGCCACGCUGCGGAGAGGGCCGCCGCCCGCGCCGCCCAAGAGAGACCAGAGCACCAAGCUCUCCAGGGACUGGUAGCCGCCUGGCGGCCGCUGCCAAGCUAUCUGUCAGUCCCGGUCGGCUCACCCGAUCGAUCGGCGCUCAGCUCCCGUGUUCACAGCCUCCUGGGAUGAUGCUGUCGUUCAGGAAGUGUCCGGCGGUGUGUGCGUGCGUGUGCACACCGCUAUACAUAGGUAGAUAGUGUGUGUGUAUAUGUAUAUAUAUGUAUACAUAUAUGGAUGUGUAUAUGUAUAUAUAUAGCUGUGAGUGAUUCUAUUUAUUCCUUUUCGCUCCUAAUCUGAAAAUGGGUCUCGUGUAUUUUGGGUGGAAGAGGCAUGGAAGGAGGUGUGUGUCCUGUCCCUUAUGAUUUCUGUUAUCGGUCAUGUGGAUUGGACCAAAAACUUUUAAUGACUUAUUUAGAAGGUAUUUUAUAAGUGUCCAUGUGCGGCCUAUCUGUGCAUGUUGUGUAUUAUAUAUUAAGGAAUAGAUGUAUAAUGUGCUGUUUCUCAGUUUGAGAAGACAACCAGAAUGGUGUAUCUGUGGGGUUUCUGUUGGUUUUCUCUCCCGUUAGCUGAAGUUAGAACUGCUUAACUAACACUUGGUGACUGUUCAUAAAGGGCACUUUAAAUCAGGCGAGUCUCAGCUUCGUAGAACGGGUAAAUGAUGCGGGGCGGGGGGCGCCCGCAGGCACUCUGUGCAGGCUGUCACAGAAAGUGACUCCAUGGGGUAACUAACGACACCGCCCGGAUCUGGGAGGCGCUCCGUCACGGGUGAGGUCUGCCCACCAUGCGUGGCUCCGAGUGCUGGGAUCCUGAACAGCGCUUUUAUCCUUUCCGAGAGCUUCGUGAAGCUUCAUCAAGCGUGGUGUCACAGUCCUGGAGUUGCUUUAUUGUAAGAAUAUCCGACAGGAUGCCCCGGGAUGCUCUAGUCCCGGUGUGUCUUUGGCUCACCAGUUCCCCUCUUACAGAGUGUGCUCUGGGUAGAUGUUUUUAGGUAUCUGCAGACAACUGCUCUCUCAAAUAGACACAGCCUGUGUCCGACACGGUGCAUCAUUACGGAAAACAAAAUCCCCUUCUCGAAUGCAUCUUUGUGUAUUGCUCUCCAGAAGGGUGGGUGAUGAGAAAAGAGAACAGAACUGGCACCCGUACAGGUGUCGUUAAUCAGGUUGGAUGUGGACUGUAAUGUGUAAUACAGAGAGUUUAUUUAAGUAUGGGACUCUCAUGGAGGAGGAAGAACAAAGGAGGUUUGGGACGGUUUCAUCCGUAGCUGCUGGAGCACACGAGGACCCUUGCUUGUUGCAGCCUGUCGUGGAGGUCUGUCCAGGUGAGCAGCUGUUCUCAUGGAGUAGUCUAGUCCAAGCACAGCGAGUGACAUAACAUGCACGUGCAAGUUGGUACAACAUGGAAUCAUGCUCUAAUGACACUGUAAUUCGGUAUGCUUCACAUUAUCCUCCUAUGUGGUUUUUUUUCCUGUGAAUUUUCCUUGGUAUAUGAGAGACAUGUGUAUGUCUCAUCAAUUUAUGAUGAUAAACUGACCAUUAGGAAUAAAAUGCAAUGUCAGACCUAGCCAUCCCAGCAAUGGUAAAUGAGGACGUCUUGUAAGGAAGUCUGUGCCUGUUGUGAACAAGGAACAAGUGACGGCAGUACGGUGAGGCAGAUAGUCACUCAUUCAAGACUACGUGGCAGCUGUACUGUGUACACAGCCACCCCUGCAGCCCACUCUCUAGGAAGGUCAGCCUCAGAGCGGACAGUGCACCCCUCCCCGCCACGUCUCCAGGACGUCGUUCAGUUAUUCAUGUGCUUAUGGAGCAAUAAGAAUAUAUACCAUUGUGCAUUUUUUAAAGCCCUGCUUCUUUAAAAAAUACUUUUUGGAUCUUUCAAUUGUUCACAAAGUUUUCUGUGCUUGAUAUUCUUAAGCUUAUGAAGUGACCUUUAACACCUCUGUAUUGUUUAGGCCUGCACAGCAGUGUGGGUAACGUUUGAGUCACGUUUGGGUCCAGACGGCCAGCUCCACUGUGGCUCAGGAGUGAAGGACUUCCCCGUAGUCUUCUGCCUGCAGCUUUAUAUUCUAAGGAGCGCCCUCACUUGUGGGGUGAAGAAUUAUUAAGACUGUGAAUCCAAUGAGAUAAAUAUACAUCACUAGGGUUUUCUGUUGUGGUGGUAGUGGUCUUUUUCUGUAUGAAGGUGGACAACUUCAGCUCUCCUUGAGGGAAAGGAACUGUGCGCCCUCCAUCCUCCUGUGCCCGUCACUUGAGCCCUGAGUUACAGCCUCUGGGUUUUCGGCGUGGGAUUUCCCGGGACUUCUUGCUUUGGUCAGUCCUGAUGAUGGCCAUCCUGCACCGACGCUUCGAGAGUCUCAUUCUCCUGAAAGAGCAGCCGUCCUUCAGAACUAGGCACCCCGAGAAGACAGCAGGGCCGGAGGACCCGCGUAACGGUCACCCCGUCUGGCAGCUGGCCUGACGACAGGCUGUUUCCCUUUCCAUUUCUCCAAAGACGGAAAAGACUAUUAGUUUUUUUCCUUUAUGUCUGAAACAAGUGAAUCAAACUCCAAAAUGAUAUUUUAGAUUUUACUUCUAGUGUUCUACUCCCUAGUGGGGUUUUUUUAAAUUAGAAUUUGUGUUGGGCUGUGGUUUUGUGGGGCUUUUGAGGCUGCUAUUAGUUGUGUAGCUGUUCUCUUCCUCUAGUGUUCAUGGAAACACCUGCUGCCACAUGACACUAGGACUGUGCCUUCUGUCACUGCCUUCUGCUCAGCAGCUCACCCAACACAGCUGCUUCAGGUCAAAGGGGAAGAGCCACAGCUGAUGUGUCUGCACCGAAAGGCAAAUGCAGGAUGGACGCGUCCUGCUCUUAAGGCCGUGCACACACGUGCCUGCCUGAGCGCGUGACACCCUCAACUGUAAUAAUUAACUUGGAUGAUUUCAAAAUCGGUCACCCUAUGCUGAAAGCUUUGGCACCAACUCCGAAGGGCAGCAGAGCCUAUUCUGUUAAUAAACAACUGACAGCAGGCUCACUGGUGGUGAUGGAAACGUCAACAGCUUGCCUUGACUACUCAAAUACAUCGUUUUCUUUAGCUGCUGUAAUGCUGACUUGGAAAAAGUAUUCUUAAGGUUUUUACAGAUACCCACUUAACUGUAAAUUGGUUUUUUUUUAAUUUCUGGAACUUUUUAAAAUGAGAAAAAUAGCUAACUCCUAAGAAAAGUUACAAGAAACGAUUUUCAUCAGAAAAUUUCAAACCAAGUAGUAUAGACACAAUGGUGUCCUCCAGCCCCCAACAAGGUGCUCCGGCCACGCUGCCCAGCCUGCCGCUGCUCUAACCAUCUUGGAAGUCCCUUCCUGGUGUAAUUAAGUUGACUUGCCACUGAAGCCAGUGCCGAGUUUAUUAAGAACGUUCAUCUAAACAGCACUGAAGGAUGGUGAAUCAUCAUUAGAUCGGAGUGACAACUCUGACAUCCAGUUAGUUUCAGGAGCAGCUAUUCGGGAAGAACACAACUGCUACGAAGCGUGUGUGAAGGCGGCCAGGUUAUAAAGUAGCCUGAAAAACCUUCAGGUAAUGGUGCGGACUGAUUUAGCUAUCAGGUCCCCAGCCAAACCUCUGUCACCUUUAUUCCUCAGCUGAAAGCAACUUUAUUACAAACACGAGGUGAUUUUUAAAAAGCAAGAAACUCUUUCCUAGUUUUAUAGAUUAUAUCAAACUUUCACAUACCUUGAGAGCUAACAAAUUAUAACUGAUGUAAUUUCACCGAUUUUAUUCAAGUUUAGACCAAUUAAACCUGUAUGAGCCUGUAUGAUUACAGGUAUAAUGACGUGCUUUAAAUAAAAUAGGUAUAAUAAUUUGGUUUUAAACACUGAUGAGAGGAUGUCUAUUUCUAAAAAUCACUUUAGGUUUCAAGUACCUUUUGGCAAUUUGAGUUUUGUUUUAUACACUUCACAUAUCAUUUGCCUAAAGCCGCUGAUCCCUGACCUUGUAGGAACGUGAGCACAGAGAUGCAAGUGGAACAGAACUAAAGAUCCCACUAGCUUUUAAGAUUUUCCUUUAAAAACCCAAUAGAAGAACAUUUCUAUACCUUUACCAGUCUGUCUCUCAAACUAAAAAAGUGCUCAGUUCUUAAUUGUACCCUCGGAAGGUCUAUAUGUAAAAGGAAAUCUGAAACUUAGCUGUAGGAUAAACUUGCUGAAUAAAAAUAAGCAAAACAAUAUACUUGAUAAAUACUUGAAGGGAAAAAAUCUCCAAUUGGUUUGCUCUUUGCUUGUUGAAGUCAUAAACCCUUUAGAGAAAACAGUGUCUGCUCUAAUCCCCAGUGCCUUGAACUCUUUUGGAGGAACAGCAUAAAACAAAUCCAACAACCAAAAUUUGAGGUGCUAACGCAAGAAGGUGGUGAGUAUUUCUGUUUGUGCAGAAACAGGACGUAGGACUGUCCCAAGCGAGAUGGCUUCAUCUGCCUACACGGGGUCUGGCCGUUUUCUACCAAAGACAUUUCAAGAAGCGAGUCGGGGUGAUGGCGACGGCUGUGUGUUUAGAAGAUGGCUAAGUUCACCAGUGAGCGUGCGAACACCAAGCUUGUCACUGGAAGCCUCACCCUCUUCCUAGGCGGAACAUGUGAGCAGCACUUAGAGAAUCUUAGCAUUUGGGAGCUGUCCAUUGUUUCAGUUUAUUGUAACCUAAUACCAAAAACUGCCAUUUUCCAUGAUUCCCACCUCCUAUAUUUUUUGUCUCUACCUGUAAAUAAUUCCUCCUAGAAAAUAAGCAUUAACUGGAAUGUUUCACACGAUUUUGCUUAAUUUUAUUCUCAGCCACUAGUGAACUCCUUUUAUAGAAAUGUACAUUUAAAAUAUCAUUAGCUUGUGCUAAAUGUAAAAACAUUGUUUUCUGUUUUAAAGAAAAAUUGCAUAUUAUAUUGAACUGGGAUUGCUCCCUUUCUUCCCUUUAAAAAAUGGAGUCAAGGCUCACACUGACAUCUAGGCUGUGGGAGCUUUGCCCUAAAUAGACACAAUGUAGGAAUAUACUUUUUAAAGCAUGAAAAAGGCGGCAAAAGGAAGUGCGUGAUAAAGUACCCAGUGGAGGACACUGUCCAAAUGAUUAUGCACAGCUCGCUCGGGAAAGAUGAAGUGCCCAUGUUUCUGUCCGCGCUCUCUGUUCUGUUCUUCGGCUUCAGUGUGUGCUCUCAUUUCAUGACGUGCCUUGCUCCCUGAUUGUGCAAACCUAUCUAUAUAGAGAUAUAUAUGAGAGAGAUAUAUUCAGUACUACUGACGAGGUUUUUGUUUUACUGCUGGAUUAAGUUAUUUUCCGAGUUACUCUUGCCAGUUCCUGUCAGUGAACUAUUGUAAUGGCUUAGGACAGUAGUCACACAAGUCAGUGUAAACUUGUUUUUCCGUUACGAUUUUCAUUAUGUCAGCUUACCCAAUCCUUAAUAAAAAGAAUACAUGCAUUUCACUUAA